AUGCCAACCAUUGACUUUACCUUCAAAGUACGAAAAUGUGAACCAGAAGUGAUUGUUCCAGCAAAUCCUACACCCCAUGAAUUUAAGCAACUAUCAGAUAUGGAUGAUCACCAAAGCUUAAGAUUUCAAAUUCCAUUACUAAAUUUCUAUGAACAUAAUCCAAAUUUAGAAGGGAGAGACUCAGUGAAGAUAAUAAAAGAAGCAAUUGCAAGGACGUUGGUGUUUUAUUAUCCUUUUGCAGGAAGACUAAGAGAAGGGCCGGGUAGAAAGCUAUUUGUAGAAUGUACCGGUGAAGGAAUCUUGUUCAUUGAAGCAGAUGCAGAUGUAACCUUGGAACAAUUUGGCGAUGCUCUUCAAUUUUCAUCUUCACUUUCAUGGAGUAAGUGCUGCACAAUCGCAAAGUUCUCUGCCAAGAAAAGUGCUAUUGCUCGUCUUCAUCCAACUCCUUUUAAAUACAUCUUUCAUCCUCACACUCACUCAUUCACUAUAUUUUCACAUACCUCUCUAUUUCGUGUAUCAAUAAUGCCAACCAUUGACUUUACCUUCAAAGUACGAAAAUGUGAACCAGAAGUGAUUGUUCCAGCAAAUCCUACACCCCAUGAAUUUAAGCAACUAUCAGAUAUGGAUGAUCACCAAAACUUAAGAUUUCAAAUUCCAUUACUAAAUUUCUAUGAACAUAAUCCAAAUUUAGAAGGGAGAGACUCAGUGAAGAUAAUAAAAGAAGCAAUUGCAAGUACGUUGGUGUUUUAUUAUCCUUUUGCAGGAAGACUAAGAGAAGGGCCGGGUAGAAAGCUAUUUGUAGAAUGUACCGGUGAAGGAAUCUUGUUCAUUGAAGCAGAUGCAGAUGUAACCUUGGAACAAUUUGGCGAUGCUCUUCAAUUUUCAUCUUCACUUUCAUGGUUUCAAGAUGUUAUAUACAAUGUUCCAAAUUCUGAUAGUAUGGUUAAUUCUCCAUUAUUACUCAUUCAGGUGACACGACUCAAGUGUGGUGGUUUCAUUUUUGCUAUUCGUCUUAAUCAUACAAUGGCCGAUGGUUUCGGCCUCGUCCAACUCAUGAAGGCUAUAGCAGAGAUAGCUCGUGGAGCCUAUGCUCCAUCAAUUUUUCCAGUAUGGCAAAGAGCUCUCUUAACCGCAAGGGACCCUCCCAGAAUAACUUGUCGCCACCCUGAAUACGACCAAGUUCCUGUCACCAACGACACCGCCAUUCCAAUCGACAACAUGGCCCACCGCUUCAUAUUUUUUAGUCCUCUCAAAAUCUCAGCCCUUCGUCAAACCUUACCCGCGCACCUUCGCCAUUGUUCAUCCUUCGAGCUCAUCGCAGCCUAUGUUUGGCGCCUCCGAACCAUAGUCCUCCAACUGAGCCCAGAGGAGAAAGUGUGCUUUGUUUUCCCUGUAAAU
Messenger RNA from Cucurbita pepo subsp. pepo (vegetable marrow), 1398 nucleotides. The record is from RefSeq and is a predicted model, not a curated record. Lineage: Eukaryota; Viridiplantae; Streptophyta; Magnoliopsida; Cucurbitales; Cucurbitaceae.